Molecule: messenger RNA, 1185 nt
Organism: Cladophialophora yegresii CBS 114405
Lineage: Eukaryota; Fungi; Ascomycota; Eurotiomycetes; Chaetothyriales; Herpotrichiellaceae
Exons: 1
Coding region: 1-1185 (394 amino acids)
Source: RefSeq, a predicted model, not a curated record
AUGGAUCCGUUAAGCCCCAAGUCUCCAAUGCCAACUCCAUCGCCGCGGUCGCCACAUUCGCCAAUGGCCAUCGGCAUGACCAUGAUAUCGCCACUGCCCCAGCUGGUGACCAGCUUCUCCACAGAACAUGUGCUCCAGAGACAAGCAUCCCUCUCUGCCAUGCUCAUGACACCCAGAUCAGGCGGUACCACAGCUCCAUGGCGCUUGAGCAAUGGGUCAACCUGUCGGCGGAAUAGCCUGACCUCGCCAAUCACCUCUCCUGCUUAUUACACCUAUUCAAUCCACACACCCACGAGAACCUACUCUCAUACCAUGCACAUGCACACACCCACAACUGCGACCUACCGCCAAGAUUGUCGUCAGAGCCGCAUGGCCAUGCGCAGCCCUACGCAGGGGCGUGGGACAACGAUGACGCUGCCCCUGCGCGUGAACACCAACCUGCCUAAUGUGCGGGAAGAGGACUAUUCAUCCGCCCGAUUCUCCUCCGGGAGCACACUCAGCGACUGGGCUCCGACCACAACCACUACUGCCACCACGCUUACCGCGUCCCCUACAAACUCCCGACGUCUCAUUCGCUCGCACACCCCUGCUCCAAUCACCACGCGGUCCCCGAUCCGCAAGCGGCCCAAACUCUCGCGUUUUCCUCGAGCCGGACGUCUUCCGCAACCGCCUCAGUACCACGUCACAGUGGUUCCUCCUCCCGCCAGCCCACGCACACAGCGCCAACGACAAGACUACCUGCACAGCGUCGACCACCUGCGCACGCCUCUUGUGCCGCUCAUCUCGGUGGCCACGGGCCUGCCGCACCCGCAGUUUCCUACCAGCCUGCUGCAGUACCACCUCUUGACACACGACCAGCUGGACAGCCUAGCACGGUGGUACCACCAGGUCGAACCCGCGGUGCAAGAGACGUUCCUCUACCCGGCGUGCAUCCCGGCUUGGACCAGCCUGCACGACGAAGAUCGCCAGGUCGAGGUAGACCUCGAGACCAAGCGGCGCAGGUGGGGAAGGUUUAUUGGCCUCCGCGGGUGUGAAAGUCCCGGCACGGAGACGAACGAGCACGGCAAUCCCAUCGAGACGAGGGAGGAGUUGUCGCGGCGCAUGGAGAGGGAGUGGCGGCGCGCGCUGGAGAGGGCGGAGGAGGAAUCCCGAGCAUUCGAGAAGAGUUGGCGGGGGCGGUGGUAG